AUGCUGAAUUCCUUUUGGGGUAAAUUUGCUCAAAAAGAAAACCAAAACAAAACCUCAAUAGUCAGAGACUGUGGUGAAUUCUUUGAUAUGCUGACUAAUCCUUCUAUUCAUGUAAAUACAGUUCUCCCGGUAAACGAAGAAACCCUUCUCAUAACUUGGGAAUUUAGAGAAGAGGCCUAUGACGUUUCUUCAACGGUUAACGUUGUAUUGGCUUCAUAUGUCACGGCCCUAGCUAGACUAAAAUUAUAUUCAUUCUUGGAGAAAGUGGAAGAAAGGGCAGUUUACGUAGAUACAGAUUCAUGUAUUUAUAUCUCUCGUAAGGGAUUAGACGACAUAUCUACAGGCGACUUCAUAGGUGAUAUGACCGAUGAGCUCAAUGGGGGUUUCAUAUCAGAGUUUGUUUCUGGAGGACCUAAGAACUACGCCUACAAAUAUACUACUUUGUCUGGAGAGGAACAGAUCGUAUGUAAAGUAAAAGGCAUAUCACUCAACUACAAGGCAUCCCAAGUAGUCAAUUUUGAGAAAAAAAGACAUGGUGCUGAAGAAAUCUGA
Molecule: messenger RNA, 552 nt
Organism: Acanthoscelides obtectus
Lineage: Eukaryota; Metazoa; Arthropoda; Insecta; Coleoptera; Chrysomelidae
Source: the annotation of a GenBank genome assembly